Messenger RNA from Rubroshorea leprosula, 1314 nucleotides. The record is from the annotation of a GenBank genome assembly. Lineage: Eukaryota; Viridiplantae; Streptophyta; Magnoliopsida; Malvales; Dipterocarpaceae.
AGGGUGACUACUGGUUGCUGCUGAAGGACAUGAGAUGAGAGGGCUUUCUUCUGUACCCGCAAGGGCUAAAAAUAAGUUCAAAGAAUCAUCCAAUCUCGGAAAAUUCAGUGGUGGAAUCCACCCACCGGUGCCCAACCCCAAAAGGGCUCUCAAUCAAAAGCACACGACUUUGAGAGUUGGUACCGCAAUUGGCAGUUGGUACCGCAAUUGGCAGUUGGUACCACAAUUGAGAAAGCCAGAACACCGACCAUAAAGGAGUCUCACAGAGACAAAUCAUAUCAAGACUUUAUCAAUUUCACUGUAUUGUUAAUCAAGAAUGGAAUCACAGAAAGUUUGGGUUCCCAAGUUUUAUUCCUUUUCUUUUAUGCUGGCGAACAAACCCUUGAAGUAAGAACUGAGAGGAUUACUUAGAAUCUUCUGCAGUUCACUAGCACAGCUUUUUCCGCACUAUGUAAUGUGAUCUUCCCCUUUUAACUAAGGUCAUCGUAAAACAAGACUCAUUCUUGUUUACUGCAUAGAAUCAGGAAAAACCAUGGCAUAUCAGAAAGAUCAUCUUCUCAAGGUUGGAAAGGAAGGCUUCCAACUCAUAGAGACCUACCAUGGCUGGACCAGGGGCAGGCCAGGGCCAGCCAUCAGGCAUCCUCCUCCUGUUGAGGAACCUGAGUAUCUCAGCAGCUUAGAUUGCACGUAUGUUUAUCAGAGACUUAAGACUAACACAGUGUUGCAGGAGCCGCAAGGUAUUAAUUCAACAACUUAUGUUUGUCAAGUUCCUGCGGCAAAACAAGCGUAUCCAGCACCAUUUCCUGCAUCAAAAGAUAGCAGCAAUUUGAUUCCAACAACUAAGGGCCAUGACGGGUGGAAUUCAUAUCAGCCAAUUGCCAGGCCAAAAGAAUCAGAAAUCAAAGGCAAUGGUACUGGGAUAUGGUAUGUCUAUAAGGUAACCGAAAUUCCUGCAGAAGGGGAUGUUAUUACUGGUGAGGAGCACUAUUGGUAAAGGUAAAACCAUGCUAAUAGCCCCAUAAACUAUGUACUGCAAAAUAAAAAUACUAGCCUACUACUGCUACGACUAGUUUUUUUGGGCUUGGGGUUGCUUUGAAGUUACCAAAGAAACAUGUAUAUAUCUAUCUCUUUUACCCUCCACAGCUUGGAAGUCAGCUCUGCUUGUAUUGUUGUGGUGCUUGAUUUAAUAUGUAUUUUCUUGGUUUUCUUAGUUGUAACUUACAAAUUAUAUAUCAGCCCUACUUGUAAAGUUGUGGUAUGGUGCUUCAUUUCUCCCUUUCUUCUAUUCCUCUAAAAUCAAAAGUGUGAGUAAUC